UGAGGCCGAAAUUUAUUCGCGAGGAAGUCGUACGUUGUGGAUUCUGGACACGGACAUGGCAUCACGAGUGUUAUCAUGUGCAGCAGCAACCAUGGCGGUGAUCAGUCCCCCGAAGCUCAGUGGGUAUGAUUAUUCUAGAACUUCGUACCCUUCACUACUGUCUUCCUCUUCAGUAGCAGCAGCUAAGGUUACGGUUCGAACUGGGUCGUUAAAGUGCAAGGCUCUGGGAGAGAGCUCCUCUGAUCGGACGGUUUAUCAGGGAAUUUACAGCCCUUGGACGGUUGAUCCCUCUGACGUUAGAGAGGUUAUUUUAUACAGGUCAGGAUUGGUGACUGCUGCUGUGUCAUUUGUAGUUGCUGCCUCAGCUGCACUUUUGCCUGAUGACUCUGUGUUAAGUGAUAUAAUUAAGCAAAAUCUUAAUCUUUUUUAUACGAUUGGGGCCAGUGGGUUGGGUUUGUCAUUAUUUUUGAUUCACAUCUAUGUUACUGAGAUCAAGCGUACUCUUCAAGCACUAUGGGCUCUCGGUGUUGUUGGAUCUUUGGCAACUUACACAUUCCUUGCUCUACCAGCUGGUGAAAACUUAAUACAAUAUGUCAUCCAUAACCCCUCAGCUGUCUGGUUUAUUGGUCCUCUCUUUGCAUCACUGACAGGACUUGUCUUCAAAGAAGGCCUCUGCUAUGGAAAGCUGGAAGCUGGAGUUCUCACAUUUAUUAUACCAACACUUCUUCUUGGGCACCUGACUGGUUUGAUGGAUGAUGGAGUAAAACUUACUCUGCUAGGUUCAUGGAUGGCCCUUUUUGUGAUAUUUGCCGGAAGGAAGUUUACCCAGCCAAUUAAGGAUGACAUUGGUGACAAAUCUGUUUUCAUGUUCAAUUCUCUGCCGGAAGAUGAGAAGAAAGUCUUGCUUGAGAAACUUGAGCAACAAAAGUUCAGUUAGCAACUUAACUAGGAUGAGAUGUGCGCCAAAAAAAAAAAAAAAAUACACCUUGAUUUAGACAGGAGGUUGUAUGAAUUGGAGAGAGGUUUUUGAGGUAGGUAAUGUUAUGUAAAUUCUAUACAACACCCAUAACAUUAAUCUAAACGCAUGAAGAAUGUAAAAAAUAUCUUGCUUGCAAUUAGAAUGUCUUUUUCUUUUCUUUUUUC
This is a messenger RNA of Corylus avellana, 1143 nucleotides long. RefSeq names its product integral membrane family protein. The record is from RefSeq and is a predicted model, not a curated record. Lineage: Eukaryota; Viridiplantae; Streptophyta; Magnoliopsida; Fagales; Betulaceae. Gene Ontology annotation, cellular component: chloroplast.